Molecule: messenger RNA, 1772 nt
Organism: Saccostrea cuccullata (small rock oyster)
Lineage: Eukaryota; Metazoa; Mollusca; Bivalvia; Ostreida; Ostreidae
Product: aldehyde dehydrogenase 1A1-like
Exons: 14
Coding region: 158-1645 (495 amino acids)
Molecular function (GO): aldehyde dehydrogenase (NAD+) activity
Source: RefSeq, a predicted model, not a curated record
UUCUGUUUGUUAUUGUAUCAUCUGGUCAGUCGUACACGCUUUCGAUCUAUCGUAUAUUGCCAGCAAUAUAUACAGAUAUAGAUAACAAAACCCGUCUAAGGUCCCCCACUCAUACUGUCUGCCUGUGUCUGCAUCUGUCAAGGAUAUUAUUACCGACAUGGAGCAAUUUCCACAACCAAUACGUAAACCUGAAAUUAAAUUUACGAAGCUGUUCAUCAAUAACGAGUUUGUAGAUUCUGUUAGCGGAAAGACAUUCUCUACCAUCAACCCGGUCAACGGAGAGAAAAUCUGUGACGUCACCGAGGGCGACAAGGCAGAUGUAGACAAAGCGGUCGAGGCUGCAAAAGUAGCUUUCAAACUUGGAUCAGCAUGGCGGCGUAUGGAUGCAAGCAAAAGAGGUGCUCUGAUCUACAAAAUCGCACAGCUCAUGGAGAGAGAUGCACAGUAUUUGGGAAGUCUUGAGACGUAUGAUAACGGAAAACCCUAUAUGAACGCUUACGGCGAGAUGCUAUUCUCAGCAAACAUAUUGAAAUAUUUUGCCGGUUGCGCCGAUAAAGUUGGAGGGAAGACAAUACCUGUUGAUGGAGAUUUUAUGUGUUACACAAGACAUGAACCUGUAGGCAUCUGUGGAGCAGUUAUUCCGUGGAACUACCCGGUGGCCAUGUUUGCCCUGAAGCUGGCCCCUGCCUUGGCCUGUGGCAACGUGAUCGUGUUCAAACCGGCAGAGCAAACGCCACUAACGGCUCUCUACAUGGCCUCCCUCUGUAAAGAGGCUGGAGUUCCUCCUGGCGUUGUUAAUGUUGUCAAUGGUUACGGUCCUACUGCUGGUGCCGCUAUCACUGGACACCCAGAGGUGGACAAGAUCGCCUUCACUGGAUCAACAGAGGUUGGGCAGAUUAUACUGCAGGCAUCAGGCGCCACGAAUAUCAAACGCACAACAUUGGAACUUGGAGGGAAAAGUCCAAACGUCAUCAUGGACGAUGCUGAUCUUGAGUCGGCCGUAGCAUGGUCCCAUGAAGCCGUGAUGACCAACAUGGGUCAGUGCUGCGUUGCCGGAAGCAGAACCUUCGUCCAUGAGAAAAUUUACGAUCAGUUUGUGGCUAAAAGCAAAGAAAUGGCAGAGAAGAGGACAUACGGAGAUCCUUUUGAGUUUUCUACAAAAAAUGGACCACAGGUUGAUAAAGACCAGUACCAGAAGAUUCUAGAGUUGAUCGAGUCUGGCAAGAAGGAGGGGGCUAAACUAGAGUGCGGGGGAGAAGCUGCGGGGGGUAAAGGAUUCUUCAUCAAGCCCACGGUCUUCUCGGGGGUAACGGACAACAUGAGGAUAGCCAGGGAAGAGAUUUUUGGACCAGUUCAACAAAUCUUUAAGUUCAGUACACUGGAUGAAGUAAUUGAGCGAGCCAAUGACACACAUUAUGGUCUGGGGGCCGCCAUAUUUACCAGAAGUAUUGAUACCGCCAUGAUGUUUGUACAGGGGGUCAGAGCGGGGACUGUUUGGGUAAACUGUUACAAUGCCCCAAAUUACCACGCUCCAUUUGGAGGAUUCAAAAUGUCUGGCAUUGGAAGGGAGAUGGGUGAAUACAACCUAAGCCAAUAUCAGGAAGUCAAAACGGUCAUGAUAAAGAUUCCCCAGAAGAAUUCUUAAAAAAAAGACUUUUCAACUUUAUACGCUCAAGUGGCCAGAAUCAAUAUUUUAUUUUCAUCCAAAUAUAGAAGUCAAUUUGUUUGUUUUCUGUAUAAUUAUGAAAUCAAUUACAAGAACGAUUAACUUU